Leucoraja erinaceus (little skate) is the source of this 8163-nucleotide messenger RNA. RefSeq names its product zinc finger protein 208-like. Gene Ontology annotation, biological process: regulation of transcription by RNA polymerase II. The transcript has 15 exons. The record is from RefSeq and is a predicted model, not a curated record. The coding region runs from base 836 to 7879 and encodes 2347 amino acids. Gene Ontology annotation, molecular function: RNA polymerase II transcription regulatory region sequence-specific DNA binding; DNA-binding transcription factor activity, RNA polymerase II-specific. NCBI's taxonomy places the organism in Eukaryota, Metazoa, Chordata, Chondrichthyes, Rajiformes, Rajidae. Gene Ontology annotation, cellular component: nucleus.
GCUCCAGAAAAACGCCGCGGGCCUCCGCACUGGGACUGUCCCGACUCUCCCUCCACCAAAGUGCUGGAUAUGUCCAACACAUUUUCCUUAUGUUUUAAUUUUCCAGCAUCUACAGUUUUUGUUUGACUUUUUCCAAUUGAGUUUCUCCUGCAUCUCUUCAUUUCCCCUCCGAAUUACAUUGUUAGACAUGACUUGCAUUCGGGCAUUUCAGGGAAGGAUCUUUGCUGGAUGGAUGCAAGAACCUUAUUUAUUUUAACUAACAUUAACUAUUGUGCAUUUAUCAACAAAUUUAAUGCAGGAUUACUAUUGCUAUUUCUUGCAGGAAUGUUGCUGAAUGAGUGGAAGAGGAACGAGCACAAAAGAAACUCCACGGGCCCGGCAGCUCAUUUCAGUCCUGCCAGAGGGGACGUCAGGGACACUGAUGUUUGAGGAAUAUAUCUGUGUAGGAUAUUACAGGAACAUUUACAGACAAGAAUCUCAAACCAAACAUCAUCAAAAUCUGACUACCACUUGAUACAACGAUAGCUGAACGCCACCAAUCGAAGGAGAAAUGAUUGGCUCAGGCAGAAGGUUUUAAAGCUUAUUGUCACCGGUCAAGCUCUGGAGAUGGUGGCAGCUGAGUGAAGAUGUUGCAGAGCUUCUGAGUGUGAAAAGAGUUCACUGUGCAGCUGGAGAAGAAAUUCCUGAGUUUGCAGAUGAGAGAAACCAAACACGUCUUCUGUGUGUUCGUACAGUUUUGAUAAUCAGUCCAGAAGGUGAAUAGUUAUUUUGUGAUUUAUUAGUAAAAAGUGUUGAUAGUAAAUGAGACAGUUGACAGUUGAUAGUAAAGGAGACAAUGAGUAAAGGAGCUCAUUCUGACUGCUUCAUAAAUAACUUUGGGGAAGAGAAUUACCCAGCCUUGAACCAGGGAAAGAAUUUGCUGAUUUACCCCGCUGUUCACAACACGCUCGACUCCUCAGCAAUGAAUCAGUUUCACCGUUCCAACCGCGGGAGAAAGUUCGGUAACAUGGUGAGGCACCGGCGAGUCCAGACCGGGGAGAGGCCGUUCACCUGCUCCGAGUGCGGCAAAGCGUUCACCAGUUCCUCCAUCCUGCUACGGCACCAGCAGAUCCACACGGGGGAGAGGCCGUUCACCUGCUCCGAGUGUGGGAAGGGCUUCUCUCAGUCGGCCACGUUACUGAGGCACCAGCAGGUUCACUCCAGGGAGGGGGUGCUCUCCGGCUCGGGGAGUGCGGAGGCAUUCGUUCAGUCGGCCAAGCUGAAGAGACCCCAGCAGUCUCUUGGCGGGGAGAAGCCGUUCACCUGCUCGGAGUGCGGGAAGGGCUUCACCCGGUCGGCCCACCUGCUGACGCACCAGCGCGUACACACUGGGGAGAGGCCCUUCACCUGCUCCAUUUGCUCUGAGACAUUCGCCCGCUCCUCCUCCCUGCUAACGCACCAGCGCCUUCACUCCAGGGAGAGGCCCUUCUCCUGCAUCGAGUGCGGGAAGCGCUUUACCGAUUCAACCAGGCUGCUGAGGCACCAGAGGAUUCACACUGGCACGAUGUUGUUCAUCUGCACUGGGUGCGGGAAGGGCUUCUCUCACAUGUCCAGCCUGCUGAGGCACCAGCGGGUUCACGCUGGCGAAAAAUCAUUCACUUGCUCCGAAUGCGGGGAAGGUUUCAGUCGUUUAUCCCGGCUGGUGAUCCACCAGCGGACUCACACCGGGGAGUGGCCGUACACCUGCUCCGUCUGCGGGAAAGGAUUCAAUCGGCUAUCCCACCAGCGGACGCAUCAGCGGAUCCACACUGGGGAGAGGCCUUACACCUGUUCUGAGUGCGGGAAGGGGUUUGGUCGCUCGUCCAGCCUGAUGCUUCACCAGCGGAUCCAUACCGGGGAGAGGCCGUUCACCUGCUCCGAGUGCGGGAAGCGAUUCAACCAGCUAUCCCAACUGCAGACCCACAAGCGGAUUCACUCCGGGGAGAGGCCGUUCACCUGUUCCGACUGCGGGAAGGGAUUCAAUCAGUUAUCGCACCUUCAGAAACACCGGCGGCUUCACAAUGGGGAGGGGGUGAGGGAAUCACCACGCUCCGAAUCUGGGAAGGGAAACAGUCCAUCAUCUGGCGUGUUGAUUCACCAGCAGAUUCUCAAUGAGGAGCGGCCAUUCAUCUGCUCCGAGUGCGGGAAAGAAUUCAAUCAAUUGUCACACCUGCAGAAACAUUGGCAGGUUCACACGGGGGAGAGGCCGUUCACCUGCUCCGUGUGCGGGAAGGGAUUCACUCAGUUGUCCAACCUGAAGGCGCACCAGCGGAUCCACACCGGGGAGAAGCCCUUCAUCUGCUCCGAGUGCGGGAAGGGAUUCACACAGUUGUCCAACCUCAAGACGCACCAGAAGGUUCACAGCAGGUCCUCUGGCGACUUCGAAUCUGGGAAAGAGAUCGGUCAGACGUCCGACCUGGUGAACCAGCCGCAGGUCCCUGCCGGGGGGAAGCCAUUCGCCUGCUCCGAGUGCGGGAAGGGGUUCAGCCGCUCGUCCAACCUGGUGAUUCACCAGCGGAUUCACACCGAUGAAAGGCCCUUCACCUGCUCCGUCUGUGCGAAAGGCUUCACCCAUUCAACCAUCCUACUGAGGCACCAGCGGAUACACACCGGGGAGAGGCCGUUCACCUGCUCUGUGUGCGGGAAAGGGUUCACCCAGCUGUCCAACCUGCAGGCACACCAGAGGAUACACACCGGCGAGAGGCCGUUCACCUGCUCCGAGUGCGAGAGGGCCUUCACUCAAGAGAGCAGUCUGAUGAUCCAUCGGCGGAUCCACACCGGAGAGAGGCCGUUCAGCUGCUCCGAGUGCGGGAAGGGAUUCACUCAGUCGUCUCAUCUGGUGACCCACCAGCGGGUCCACAGCGGGGAGAGGCCGUUCAUCUGUUCCGAGUGCGGCAUGUCCUUCAGCCGCUCGUCCAUUCUGGUGACCCACCGGCGAGUCCGCACCAAGGAGAGGCCAUUCACCUGCACGGAGUGCGGCGUGGGCUUCAGCCGCUCGUCCAACCUGGUGACCCAUCGGCGGGUCCACACCGGGGAGAGGCCGUUCACCUGCCCCGAGUGCGGGAAGGUGUUCAGCCGCGCCUCCCACCUUCUGACCCACCGACAGGUCCACGCCGGGGAGAGGCCGAUCACCUGCCCCGUGUGCGGGAAGGGCCUGGCCGAUUAUUCCCAGCUGCUGAGCCACCAGCGGCUCCACUCCGCCGACAAGCCGUUUCCCUGCCCAGACUGCCGGAAGGGCUUCACCCACUCGACCAAACUGAAGCGGCACCAGCGGGUCCACACCGGGGAGAGGCCAUUCACCUGCUCCGAGUGCGGGAUGGGCUUCAGCCGAUCGUCCGUCCUGGUGGUUCACCAGCGAGUCCACACCGGGGAGAGGCCCUUCACCUGCUCUGAGUGCGGGAAAGGCUUCACCCAGUUGUCCCAUCUGCUCCAACACCAGAGGGUCCACACUGGAGAGAGGCCGUUCACCUGCGCCGAGUGCGGCAAGGGAUUCACAGAAUCGUCCGGACUGCUGAGCCACCGGAGGGUCCACACCGGGGAGAGACCCUUCACCUGUUUCGAGUGCGGGAAGGGCUUUAAGCAAUCGAGCAACCUGAUUAAACACAAGCGGGUUCACACCGGGGAGAGGCCGUUCUCCUGCGCCGAGUGUGGGAAGGCCUUCACUAAUUCCACCAACCUGCUGAGACACAAGCAGAUUCACACGGGGGAGAGGCCUUUCUCCUGCUCCGUCUGUGCCGAGAGAUUCACGCGGCUGUCUUCCCUGCUGACCCACCAGCGGCUCCACACCGGCGAGAGGCCGUUCGUCUGCGCAGAUUGUGGGAAGGGUUUCACCGAUUCCACCCGGUUGCUGAGGCACCGGCGGCUGCACAGCGGCGAGAGGCCAUUCACCUGCGCCGAUUGCGGAAAGGGCUUCACCCACUCGACCAUCCUCCUCCGACACCAGCAGAUCCACACCGGCGAGCGGCCGUUCAUCUGUACCUCCUGCGGGAAGAGCUUCAGCCGCUCAUCCCGGCUUGCCAUCCACGAGCGAGCCCACACCGGGGAGAAGCCGUACACCUGCUCCGACUGUGGCAAGGGCUUCAAUCAGCUGUCCCACCAGCAGUCGCACCAGCGGAUCCACACCGGGGAGAGGCCGUUCAUCUGCGCCGACUGCGGCAGGGGCUUCAACCAGUCGUCCCACCUGCAGUCGCACCGGCGGGUCCACAAUCGGGUCCGGCCAUCCAUCUGCUCCGAAUGCGGGAAGGGCUUCAGCCGGGCAUCCAGCCUGGUCAUUCACCAGCGCAUCCACACGGGCGAGAGGCCCUUCGUCUGCUCCGAGUGCGGGAGGGGCUUCACCCAGCUGUCCAACCUGCAGACCCACCAGCGCAUCCACACCGGCGAGCGGCCCUUCAACUGCUCCGAGUGCGGGAAGGGCUUCAACCAGUUGUCCCACCUGCAGAAGCACCAGCGGGUGCACACCGAGGAGAAGCCGGCCGACGACGCUGAGCCUGCCAAGGAGCUCACUCCACCGCCACCCGUGGUGAUCCGCAGACGCCGCCGGGCUCCUGCCAAGGAGAGGCUCUUCAUCUGCUCCGAGUGCGGCAAGACCUUCGGCCGCUCGUCCAGCCUCAACCUCCACCGCCGCACCCACACUGGCGAGAGGCCCUUCACCUGCUCCGAGUGCGGCAAGCGCUUCACCCAGCUGUACAACCUGCAGAUCCACCAGCGCAUCCACACCGGCGAGAGGCCCUUCACCUGCUCCGUGUGCGGCAAGGGCUUCAACCGCUCCAGCACCUUGGUGACCCACCAGCGUGUCCACACCGGCGAGAGGCCGUACAUCUGCCCCGUGUGCGGGAAGGGCUUCACCCAGUUGUCCAACCUGCACAAGCACCGGCGAAUCCACGCCAACAAGAAAGCCAUCUUGUACCCUCUGCCUGACGGCAACAGUUCAAACAAGGGAGUGUCCAAGGGGGAGCAAGAUGGGGAACAAGAUGGCGGAGUCCUUGCUAUGUGUAUGUCUGGGUGCAGGCGAAUGCGGGCUGUGGACAAGAGGCAAGUCAACGAAUCAGAGAUUCCCGACUGUGUGUUCACCAGGGUUCAGCUUGGAACUCGCUAUAGGCCUCCGGGACAGGGAAUAAGCUCCAUCAAAGUUAGAGGAGCCCCUGGCGCUGGUGCCGGAAAUGAUAUUCAGGGAAUGCGCGGUCUGCAGCCGAGAAGAGGCGCCGGCAACUGGGGGGACCAGGUAAUGGAGGAUUCUCCGACCGGAAGCUCAAAGUGUCCAGAUCCACCGAAGUCGCUCGAUCUGCAGACCUCCGCACACCUUCCGCCUUUGGACGCAGAAGAAGACGCCUCCGCUCACAGCGAGGGGAAAGGGUUCACCUGUCCCGAUUGUGGACGGAGUUUUAUCCGGGCAUCGGGGCUGACGAGGCACCAGUGCACCCACUCCGGGGAGAAAGUGUGGAAGUGCGGGGACUGCGGGAAGGGGUUCUGUUAUCCUUCCUGGCUGGAGAUCCACCGGCGCAGCCACACCAGGGAGAAGCCGUUCAUCUGCUCCAUGUGCGGGAAGGGGUUCUGCUGCCUGUCCAACCUGACCACACACCAGCGGUUCCACACCAGGGAGCGGCCCUUCACUUGCUCCGAGUGCGGCAAGGGCUUCACCCAGUCAUCCUCCCUGCUGACCCACCGGCGUGUCCACAGUGGAGAGAGGCCCUUCACCUGCGCCGAGUGCGGCAAGGGCUUCACCUUGUCGUCUUACCUGGUGAGGCACCAGCAGGUCCACACCGGGGAGAGGCCGUUCACCUGCUCCGAGUGUGGGAAGGGCUUCACCCUGUCCUCCUGCUUGGUGAGGCACCAGCAGGUCCACACCGGCGAGAGGCCGUUCACCUGCAUCGAGUGCGGCAAGGGAUUCACUCAGUUGUCCAACCUGGUGUCACACCAGAGGGUCCACACCGGGGAGAGGCCGUUCACCUGCCCCGAGUGCGGGAAGGGCUUCAGCUAUUCAUCCAACCUACGGAAGCACCAGCGAGUUCACAAACAAUUUCCCUCUGGAUUGCUCUCUGUUGACUUGCCCACCUACGCAACCUUCGAGACCUCCAUCCAGGCCCACAAACUGCACAACCCCCGCUGGACCAGACCCAAUCUCGUCAACUUCCACUAUAUCCCUGGUGGACUCUUCAGAAGUGAGGACCACAAGAUACAAGCGUGCACUCGUCUGUGUCUCAGUAGAUGGGAGGACCGGGUGAACUCUCUCCCGCAGUCGCCGCAGGUGAACGGCCUCUCCUCGGUGUGGACCCGCUGGUGCCUCAGCAGGUCCGACGAGCGGGUGAAUCCCUUCCCGCACUCGGAGCAGGUGAACGGCCUCUCCCCGGUGUGGAUGUGCUGGUGCGUCAGCAGGUUGGACGACUGGGUGAAGCCCUUCCCGCACUGGGUGCAGAUGAACAGUUUCUCACCAGUGUGGACCCGCUGGUGGGUCAGCAGGUUGGCCGACCGGCCGAAGCACUUCCCGCAGUCGGUGCAGAUGAAGGGCCCCUCCUCAGUGUGGACCUGCUGGUGCCUCAUCAGGCUGGAGGAGCGAGCGAAUUCCCUCCCGCACUCAAAACAGGGUGUUGGUAAUGGACGAUCCUCCGACCGGAAGCUCAAAGUGUCCAGAUUCACUGAAGUCACUCGAUCUGCAGACCUCUGCACAGCUUCGGCCUUUGUACGCAGAAGAAGACGCCUCCGCUCGCAGCGAUGGGAAAGAGUUCACCUGUCCCGAUUGUGGACGGAGUUUUAUCUGACGAGGCACCAGUGCACCCACUCCGGGGAGAAAGUGUGGAAGUGCGGGGACUGCGGGAAGGGGUUCUGUUAUCCUUCCUGGCUGGAGAUCCACCGGCGCAGCCACACCAGGGAGAAGCCGUUCAUCCCGGAGGAGCGACCCUUCACCUGCUCUGAGUGCGGCAAGGGGUUCACCUUAUCGUCUUACCUGGUGAGGCACCAGCAGGUCCACACCGGGAAGAGGCCAUUCACCUGCCUUGUGUUUGGGAAGGGCUUCAGCUAUUCAUCCAACCUACGGAAGCACCAGCAUGGAAUGCAGGUCGGAUACACAAUGUCGUCUAACCAGGGAGUUAACACGGGCGGGGGCUCUUUCCCCUGCUCCGAGUGUGGAAAGGGCUUCGCUCAGUCGUACGACCUGAUGAGGCACCAGCGGGUCCACACCGGGGAGAGGCCGUUCACCUGCUCUGAGUGCGGGAAGGGCUUCACUCUCUCGUCCAGUCUGGCGACCCACCAACAGGUCCACACCGGGAAGAGACCGUUCAUCUGCAACGAGUGUGGGAAGGGCUUCGCACGGUCUUCAAGCCUGAUGACCCACCAGCGGGUCCACACCGGGGAGAGGCCGUUCACCUGCUCUGAGUGCGGGAAAGGGUUCAAUCAGUCGGCCAACCUGAGGAGGCACCAGCAGGUCCACACGGGGGAGAGGCCGUUCACCUGCUCCGAGUGCGGGAAGGGGUUCAUUUUGGAGUCGCACCUGCUGACGCACCAAAGGGUCCACACAGGUGAGAGGCCGUUCUCCUGCUCCGAGUGCGGGAAGUGCUUCACCCGGUCGACCAACCUGAUGGCCCACCAGAGGGUCCACACCGGGGAGAGACCGUUCACCUGUACCGAAUGUGGCAAGGGCUUCAUCUGGUCCUCCGACCUCCUCACCCACCAGCUGGUCCACACUGGCGAGAGGCCGUUCACCUGCUCCCAGUGCGGGAAGGGAUUCAUCCGCUCCUCCCACCUGCUGAGGCACCAACAGAUCCACACCGGGAAGCGGCCGUUCUCCUGCUCCGAAUGCGGCAGACGCUUCAGCCGCUCGUCCAACCUACUGAGGCAUCGACAUGUUCACGACGGGGAGAAAGUUUAAACGUACACAAUAUUGAAGACUUGCUGCUGCUGACGUACCCGCGAGCUCAUGGCUGAGAGAAAUUUUCAACACAAGCAGUGAACUGCGGUAAAGAGAGGGUUCACAAGCAACUGAGGGUGUUGCACUCUGCGGUUUCUGCUGAUGUUCAUCACUGGGCACAGUUACGGUCUGUUUUUGCGGACAUUACUCACGCCGAAAACUGGGCUGAACUUUAGCCGAAAACUGGGCUGAACUUUAAUAUUCAGAGCCUGUGAGAAAUAAAUCAGCUUUGCUUUAAACACUGU